Malania oleifera is the source of this 1742-nucleotide messenger RNA. Its product is annotated as probable protein phosphatase 2C 47. Gene Ontology annotation, molecular function: cation binding; protein serine/threonine phosphatase activity. The record is from RefSeq and is a predicted model, not a curated record. Gene Ontology annotation, biological process: protein dephosphorylation. The transcript has 3 exons. Bases 239 to 1408 code for a protein of 389 amino acids. NCBI's taxonomy places the organism in Eukaryota, Viridiplantae, Streptophyta, Magnoliopsida, Santalales, Ximeniaceae.
GUGUGGCGUGUGCCUCUGCGUAGUAUCAUCUACUUUCAAGUUUCAACACUGCCAAAAUAUUUUCGUUCUCAGAGAUUUCAAUCGGAGACAGAUAGAAAAUCCCUGAUCUGUGAUUUGUUCCGGUUCAUCAUUUGUCGCAUAUAAACCUUAAUUCUUCAAUAGUAACCCCAAUUUUCCUAUUCUGAAGCCCUAGGUUUCGUCUAGAAGAGGAUCAGAUUUCGUUCCUUCGUUCGUGGUGAUGAUCGUCAGUCAAGAGAUGGUGGUAGCUGAGACCGAAAUCAUCUGUCCCCAGAGCAUCGCCGUCUUGGACGUUCCUUAUCUCUGCGCCGCCAAGGGAAACAAUCUUCAGAUCGAAGACAUAUUAGAAAAACCGGAGUCGGUCGCAGUUGAAACGUCGUGUUUCGAAUCGGUUGUGAGUUGCACAGAUAUCAGAAAAGAUACUGUUUUUGAGUUCAAGACAAUUGAGUUUGUCCCGAAAAUUCGCUCUGGUAGCUAUGCUGACAUUGGAUCCCGACCAUCUAUGGAUGAUGAACACAUUCGGAUUGAUGAUCUUUCUGCCCAACUGGGAACCCACUUUAGAUGUCCUUGGCCCAGUGCCUUCUAUGGGGUGUUUGAUGGUCAUGGGGGUCCUGAAGCAGCAGCUUACAUUAGAAGAAAUGCAAUGAAAUUAUUCUUUGAAGAUGCUGUUCUUCCUCAGAGUUUUGAUAUCAAUGAUCUUUUCUUGCAAGAGUUGGGAAAUUCUCAUCGCAAAGCAUUUCUACAGGCUGACCUUGCCUUGGCCGAUGAAUGCACUGUUAGUAGUUCAUGUGGAACAACAGCACUGACUGCCCUAGUUCUCGGAAGUCUCCUACUGGUUGCCAACGUAGGUGAUUGCCGAGCAGUUCUCUGUAGGAAAGGACAGGCACUCGAGAUGUCGCAAGACCACAGACCUUCUUACCCACCAGAGUGCAAGCGAGUUGAGGAAUUAGGCGCUCAUAUCGAUGAUGGCUAUCUCAAUGGUUGCCUCGCUGUGACCCGAUCCCUUGGAGACUGGGAGAUGAAAUUUCCUCGGGGGUCUGCAUCGCCCCUCAUUGCAGAUCCAGAACUCCGACAGGUUGUUCUGACAGAGGACGAUGAGUUUCUGAUAAUUGGUUGUGAUGGGAUAUGGGAUGUGAUGUCCAAUCAGCAUGCAGUGAGCCUAGUUCGGCGCGGGCUGAGGCUGCAUGGCGACCCCCACCAAUCUGCUAGGGAGCUUGUCAUGGAAGCCCUACGCCUCAAUACAUCAGACAACCUCACCGCAAUAGUUAUCUGCCUUUCUUCCCCUGAUCAUGGUGAGCGAGUUUCUUCCCAGCGGCGGCCAAGGUUGAGGUGCUGCAGUCUCUCAGAUGAGGCCCGAAACAAGCUCAAAAGAUUUCUCGAGGGUAACUGACUUUUUCCCCCUUCCAUCCAAACAAAAAGGGGGGAGGAAAUAGGGUAAAGAUUAAACUGAGGAUAAUCUUGAGUGUAUAUAGCAAUUGGCAUCAUUCCGUUUGGGAAAAUUUAGUUUGGCAACCUGUUUUUGUGGCUGCUUCAGAUGGAUAAGAGGGUAGGGGUGGGUAGAUUAGGAAAAAGUUUAUAGGGUGGGGAUGGGGUGGUGUAGAAGAUGGGAGCCUUUGGUUUUUUGGGUGUACUGCGAAUGUGAUAAGUGGUAGGCUUUGUGUGUACCACACACCUAUUAAUUUAAAGGUGAAAUGAGAUUUAUUGUUGUUGUUGUGUCACCAAAA